UUGAGUAGUAUGCUGACCCUAGCAACUCUUGUGGCUUCGUAUCUGACAUUUUCCACACUAAAAUAGAAAGAUAAGCUCGCCGGCGAGGUUGCAAUAGGUGCAAACAACCGAACAAAUCUGUGGCGUCCGCCAAUUCAACCAUCAAAGUGGGGGUGGCAUUGUGAUUACCUAGUUCUGAGGUAUGUUUGGUGUCAUCUUGCAUCUAGCUGAAGAAAUAAUCUCAAAUGUUAGAACAUAUAUGUCGGAUCCUCUUUCUGUUACUUUCGGAAAGGUUCUUCGGGGGUAAUUAAGCCUUCCGCAUAGAUGAUAAGUUCAUAUUAAUACUUAAUCAUUAUAUCUUUAUAUGCUACACUUCGGACUUACUUGGCGGUAUUAGGAGAGGAAAGGCGCCUGCUUCCGGGUCAGAUUCUAUAAUGCACCGUCUAGUCUUGUGUAGUUGUGUCACGGCCAUUGUUAUCGGUUACGUAGGCUUUGUUCAAAAAAGUUGGCAGAGCAGCAUGGAGCCUGUUGACCGGUCAGGUAACACGGCGUUCGUCGGCGGCGAGAGCUCGGUCCCUCAACUAGGAAGGUUUAUCCAGACGCCAUUGAUCACGGUCACAAGACUGAAAAAGCAUUUUCAAUACGCCAGUCGAGGCAAGUCUCCUAAAACUCUAUGUUGCUUAUGACCUCGAAAAAUGGGGUUGUUUGUGAUAGUAUUUGGCACGUCUUAGGAACGGAUUCUUCAAGAUCUGUUACACGAACAAUAUGUGGCUUUUCAAGGUCUUCGAUGGCAAAGUAGUGUAGUGGAUAGGCAAUGCAGGGCCACUUAGGGUCACCGAAACAUUUUUGGCUAGACCCCUUGAGAUCUCGGGAUCUCAGCCUUAUAGAAAAAUAAACCUAGUCUCCAAGGGUUCUCGCGUAAAUUAUGAGAUGCUCUCAAGCCAGUCAUACAUCGCAUAGCUGUUUCACAAAUAAUCUUCAACGACAAG
This is a messenger RNA of Daldinia decipiens, 968 nucleotides long. RefSeq lists its product as uncharacterized. Lineage: Eukaryota; Fungi; Ascomycota; Sordariomycetes; Xylariales; Hypoxylaceae. Bases 414 to 665 code for a protein of 83 amino acids. The transcript has a single exon. The record is from RefSeq and is a predicted model, not a curated record.